Messenger RNA from Copidosoma floridanum, 1407 nucleotides. RefSeq names its product syntaxin 8 (gene Syx8). Gene Ontology annotation, molecular function: SNARE binding; SNAP receptor activity. The record is from RefSeq and is a predicted model, not a curated record. Gene Ontology annotation, biological process: intracellular protein transport; vesicle fusion. Lineage: Eukaryota; Metazoa; Arthropoda; Insecta; Hymenoptera; Encyrtidae. Gene Ontology annotation, cellular component: endomembrane system; SNARE complex.
UGCUGUAUUGUUACUAUUGCUGUGACCAUACGUAUAUGUAUAAGUAUUGUAUUGUUAUGACAAUCCCACAUUCCCGACAUCAGCUGUAGUGCAAGCAAACCAAGCGAGACUUAAGUUAAACAAGAAUAAAAUGAAAAACUAAAAUAACCUGCAUCCUUGCAAAAUUGUGGGUGUGUCUCCUAUGGAUACCUAAGGGAAAAAAGAUUGCGCGUUAAUUGUGUUUUUGACGGAAGGACAUAAAAAAUAGUGUGUCUACAACAGUGCAACUGAUAAUUAAAAGAAAGCUAUGUACAAGUAACUGAUAAGCUGCAAAGUAUAUUUUUCUGUUAUCAAUUGUUUGGUAAUAGUUGAAUAGUUGAAUGGUGGUCUGGUCUGGUGGUCUCUCUCCAAAAAAGAAGACUCGUUAUCUCAUAUAUACUUAUGAGCUGCACUGUUAAGCCAGCAGAGAUUAGCUAGUACACAUACACACGCAGUGGAGUAUCAGUAAACAUGCCUCUUGUUUACAUCGAUGGAAAUGAUCCAUGGCUCAGCGAGUACGAUGCUUGCGAAGGCCUUGCCAGGGAGAUUAUGGAGCAGUUGACGCUCAGAAAUCAACAGCCAAGAACGUCCCAAACGUAUGCCAGUAUAUCUGCCAAUGUGCGCAUAAGAUUGAAGCAAUACAGCAACCAAGUUAAAGAGCUGAUGAGUAAAAUCAAUGAGGAUAGGAGGCAGCGAACCAUAACAGCAGAAGAAGCAGAACGUAGAAUGCGACAAGUGGAGCAGUUACAGAGCAAAGACAUACAAAUUCACCGAUUGUAUGAAUCAAAGACUAACGAAUUAGGUAUGUCACGACAACAAUUACUUGGUCCAUCGACGUCGGCAUUUGCAGACGGUGGUACCACUAGCUGGGGUAUCGAUGACGAUGAGGAGGAAAGCGACGAUCGCAUGGUGGAAGCUAAUGUUACCGUCAAUGAUCUUAAACAGCAAAAGCAACAUCUCCUCCAACAACAAGAAGAGGGUCUAGAGCAAUUGUCUAAAAUAAUUUCGAGGCAGAAGCAAAUCGCACAGACUAUUCACAGCGAGGUUGAACAUCAUAAUGAUAUAAUUGACGAUUUAGCUGAUCACUUGGAUAGGACCGACGAGCGCAUUGCGGAUGGUACUCAAACAAUCAGAGUUAUCAGCAAAAAAGACAAGGUUUGCGGAUACUGGGUUGUAAUUGGGUUAUUAUUCAUCAGCAUUAUCGUUGUCGCGAUAAUUUAAUUCAUUCCCAAAAUAAGUUUCAAGAGAACACGUCUUCUUAGCAAUCUGUGAUUACUUAUUGGUUUUAUCGAAGUUUUAUAUAAGCAUAUUGUUUCGGUAAUUUUUACGUAAAAAAUUGAUUACACAAUAAACUUAUAAAACUUACAGCAAUGUAGUUGAUGUACAUAU